AAAUAUCCUUCAUCUCCUAUAAAUACCCAACACAAAUUCUCACCUUUGCUUUUAGCUAGGUAGUAAAAAACAGAGAUCACACACAGAGAAUGGCUUUGAAUUGGCUUCUUCAUGCUGCAUGCACUAUAGUUCUUGGCCACUCUGCUGACAUGAACACCCCACAGGACAAGAGCAUUAGAACAUGCUUGACUGGAAAGAGCACCCAAGAAAAUAUUUCCAAGAGUUCAGAAAGUGCCGAGUGGAUGGCUUCCCAGAUGGAGAGUUGCAGAGAAGAAUGCUCCGUGGAAUUCCAGAUGCCUCUCCACUAUCCGCGGUUUGCAAGGGAGGACUACGAGAAGAUGGAGGAAUGGAGGGUUGAUAUGCUUCUCAGAGAAUAUGGGAUUAGUUUCAGUGGCACUCUGGAAGAGAAAAGGCAAUUUGCCAUGGGAGCAUUCUUGUGGCCUGAAGCCUGAUCAACCUUCGAAACUCAUUGGCUUUAAGGAUGUUUACUCUCAACAAAGGUGUUUGAUGAAUUGUGCGUGUUCUUCUGUGAUGGAUUUGUCUGUUUAGCUGUGGAUUGGUUAUGGUAUUGAGAAACCUUUGUAAGGGCCCUUUGGUUGGCAUAUUUGGAGUUUUAAGCGUUUGUUUAGUUGUGAAAAAUUAUUUUCAGUUUUCUA
Messenger RNA from Diospyros lotus (date-plum), 656 nucleotides. RefSeq lists its product as uncharacterized. The coding region runs from base 90 to 452 and encodes 120 amino acids. The transcript has a single exon. Lineage: Eukaryota; Viridiplantae; Streptophyta; Magnoliopsida; Ericales; Ebenaceae. The record is from RefSeq and is a predicted model, not a curated record.